Messenger RNA from Heterocephalus glaber (naked mole-rat), 3135 nucleotides. It is a transcript of the gene Septin2, whose product is annotated as septin 2. Gene Ontology annotation, molecular function: GTP binding. Lineage: Eukaryota; Metazoa; Chordata; Mammalia; Rodentia; Bathyergidae. Gene Ontology annotation, biological process: cell division. The record is from RefSeq and is a predicted model, not a curated record.
GCAUUUGUCUGCGUGUGGGGCGGGGCGUGUCUGCGGCGCGAUUGUCGGCUCCUCUUUUCCGGCGGACGGGCUGAUAGAGAAAACAAUACGGAAGAUGUCUAAGCAACAACCAGCUCAGUUUAUAAAUCCAGAAACUCCUGGCUAUGUUGGAUUUGCAAACCUUCCCAAUCAAGUUCACCGAAAAUCAGUGAAAAAAGGUUUUGAAUUCACGCUGAUGGUGGUUGGUGAAUCGGGUCUAGGAAAAUCGACUCUGAUAAACAGCCUGUUCCUGACUGACCUCUAUCCAGAAAGAAUCAUACCCGGAGCUGCAGAGAAAAUUGAAAGAACUGUCCAAAUUGAGGCUUCAACCGUUGAGAUUGAAGAGCGUGGGGUUAAGCUGCGCCUUACGGUGGUGGAUACGCCUGGCUAUGGGGAUGCCAUCAAUUGCAGGGAUUGUUUUAAGACCAUCAUCUCCUACAUCGAUGAGCAGUUUGAACGCUACCUGCAUGAUGAGAGUGGCUUGAACAGGCGUCACAUCAUUGACAACAGGGUGCACUGCUGCUUCUACUUCAUUUCACCUUUUGGCCACGGGCUGAAGCCUUUAGAUGUUGCAUUUAUGAAAGCAAUACACAAUAAGGUAAACAUUGUGCCUGUCAUCGCGAAAGCCGACACCCUCACUCUAAAGGAGCGUGAGCGGCUGAAGAAAAGGAUUCUCGAUGAAAUUGAAGAACAUAACAUCAAAAUCUAUCACUUACCCGAUGCAGAAUCAGAUGAGGAUGAAGACUUUAAGGAGCAGACUAGGCUCCUCAAGGCCAGUAUCCCAUUCUCUGUGGUUGGAUCCAACCAGCUGAUUGAAGCGAAAGGCAAGAAGGUCAGAGGUCGCCUCUACCCAUGGGGUGUUGUGGAGGUUGAGAACCCCGAACAUAACGAUUUUCUGAAGCUGAGAACAAUGCUCAUCACCCACAUGCAGGAUCUCCAGGAAGUGACCCAGGACCUUCACUAUGAAAACUUCCGUUCUGAAAGGCUUAAGAGAGGCGGCAGGAAAGUGGAGAAUGAGGACAUGAAUAAAGACCAGAUCCUGCUGGAAAAGGAAGCUGAGCUCCGCCGCAUGCAAGAGAUGAUCGCAAGGAUGCAGGCGCAGAUGCAGAUGCAGAUGCAGGGUGGCGACGGUGACAGUGGGGCUCUUGGGCACCAUGUGUGAGGAAUCCCUCCUGAAUAAAAAGAACACAUUCCUGUUGAGGGUUAUUGCUACAGAUUUUCAUGAGAUCCUUGGAAGGGUGCCCGUUCUCAUAUGUAGUACCUGUGCCUAAGAAUUCAAUUUUUUAAACUUUUGAUGUGGGUCUUUUUUUUGUAUGAAGUACUUUUAACAUUUGUAUUUCAUUACUAUGUUACACUUUAUAAUUUGUGAGAUGAGCUCGUGUUUUCAUUUUCUGUCCUCUUAACUAACCACUAAUGUUAGAAUUGAUUUCUGAGAAUCAGCCAGCAUGUAUAGUGAGUAUUGAAUUGCUUUGCUGUAGCUUCUUGAUUUACAUCUAGACCAUCCAGGUUUAGAGUGUUUCUGUGUGUGGACAUGUACCUGUGACCGAGAAGGCUGCGUGAACUUGGUACCAGGGCAUUUGCUUACCAGCUUGCACUGUAUGGAGCCUGUUACCUUUUUUGGUUUUGGUUUUGUACAACACCCGAAUCCUUGGCUGCUACAGUUCAAUACCGAUAGUUAAUUCCUAUGCACAUUUACCUUUAACAGAAUAAAACAGAGCAGACUUUCUAAUGAGAUAACCUGCUUCUAUAUAAGUAACUUUUUAAAAACAGAGUUUUAGGGUAGAUUCUCAUCCUAAGUCAUUUUUUAAACCUCUGCAGAGAAUUCAUCAUGAGCACUUUUUAUCGUGUUCGCCACGGUUACUGGUUAUGCUGUGCUGCCAAGAAAACCAAACCAGCUGUGAGCUCCAGCUUCAUGUUGCAGUAAUUUUUUACACAAUGAGAGUCAGUAAACUGUUUUUACACAACUAAAUUAAGAAACCAUUUUUAAAGAAAUCAGCCUUUUUGUAUUUUAUGCUGCACUUUAAUGUAUCAUCUGUAACUGCAGGUGUGAAAACCCUCCUGAGAAGUCGAAAUUGGAGUACUUUGUUCAGCACACUCCCAGCCCCAGCCUGGGUGUUGGAUGUUGUCCUGUUAGAAUGCCGUAGCCCCAUGAAGCCCAGACCCCUGACUGGUUUUCCUGAUUUGAGUGUUCCUUCAUUGUUCCUUUUUUGAAUAAUUUUCUGUUGGGAUAAAAAUAGCAAUUGUCUUAUUUUUUAUGUGCAGACUGUGAUCUAUUUUCAGCCACUGUCAUUCCCUUCAUUUUGCACAAUACAGAUUUCUCCAUAUGUCCUAUGGAGUGAAAGGCAUUUCCAAUCUGGGCCACAGGCUGGUAGCCAGGUACCCACAGUCAAAACUGCAUCUGGUUUGUCUUCUCAACACUGUGGCCUUGGUCUCCCCUUCCUGCCCUUCCUCCUCCAUCUCCCAGUAGUUCACCUUCGAGUCAUCUCCGCAUUUCUUAUAACCUUACAAAACUGGGCCAUAGGAAAGAAUGGAAGUGUGAGGAAGACAGCAGUUGUACUGGUUCAGUAUUUUCAUUUUAUUGCAACAGGAGCAGUUGUGCUGAAGAAAAGGCUUGAUUCGUGAUGAGAUACAGAGAUUUGGGAUGUUUUGUUUUGGCCAAAAAAAUCCAUAGUGAGAUGGUCCAAAGGGGUUACAAAGGUUGUGAAGUCGAAGGCUCUAAUGGUUAAGCUCAUUGUGUGAAGCUUCUACAGAGAAAAGUGUCCUGGACUUUAGAAUACUCUCAUGCAAAGUCAGUGAUUGGGGUUAUUUUGACAUGUAUUAACUGCUUUAAAAAGUAUACAAACAAAAGGCAUUUUCAAGGUGUCAGUGUCAGCCCUGUGUAUGUCUGAGUAGGGUCUGCUUGGGGGCCACUGGCACCUAGUGACGGCAGUGUGGGCUGGGAGGGACACCUGGUCACACUUCUAAAUCCGCUUUUGCUUUGCUGUCCAAGUCUAAACAUACAUGUUCUUUUACUAAGAGAUAAUCUUUAUAGAAAUGUAUUUUUAAAACACUUUGCAUAGCAAUAUUGUAUCCACUUAAACUAAUCUUUGUAUUCAAUAAAGCACUAUUGCUUAGAUA